This is a messenger RNA of Rhineura floridana, 6653 nucleotides long. Its product is annotated as zinc finger protein 420-like. The coding region runs from base 226 to 2208 and encodes 660 amino acids. Lineage: Eukaryota; Metazoa; Chordata; Lepidosauria; Squamata; Rhineuridae. Gene Ontology annotation, biological process: regulation of immune system process; negative regulation of transcription by RNA polymerase II; regulation of cytokine production. The record is from RefSeq and is a predicted model, not a curated record. The transcript is spliced from 6 exons. Gene Ontology annotation, molecular function: RNA polymerase II cis-regulatory region sequence-specific DNA binding; DNA-binding transcription factor activity, RNA polymerase II-specific.
AAGUUGCAAUCAAAAGGAGCCAACACUGAAGGGGUGGGAUGGCGCCUUUCUCCAUAUUCCAGGAAGAGAAGGAGGCCUGGGGCGGAGGAAGAGAACAAAGAGGCAGUGCAGCAGCCUCAAAGGCACUGACUGGAUCGCCACUUUUUUGAGGGGUUUGGAGUGGAAAGAGUGACUGGAUAGCCCUAUCAGAGUCUGUUGACCUUCAAGGAGGUGGCUGUGUAUUCCAUGGAGAAGGAGUGGGCCCUGCUGGAUCCUGGCCAAGGAGCUCUGCACAUGGAAGUCGUAGAGGAGGAUUAUGGGACGGUGGACUCUGUAGAAACAGAUCUCGAUUCCUGCUGGAAAAUAAGAGAAGAUUCCCUUAUCCUGGAUUACCAAGAAGGGGAGACAUCAACAGAUGAUUGGCAGAACAAUGAGUAUUACCAGGAGCCAUCGGCGGUAUCAUUGGAAGAAGCCAAGUGUGAAGCAUGGGAACAGAUGUCAGUAAGUGAAAGAGAAUCCCAAAUCUGUGAAGAAAGUAAGUCGGAGAACGGGGAAAAUACAUCCUCUACUUCUCAGGGUGCUGAAGUCCGUGAAAUUCUGGUUUCAAAGGAAGAUCGCAAAGGAAAUAGGAGGGAAAUAUGUCCAGUGUGUGGGAAAAUAUUUAGCUAUAAAUCGCAAUUAAACAUACAUUACAGAAUCCACACAGGGGAGAAGCCAUUUCAGUGCAUGGAGUGUGGAAAGAGCUUUAAUCGGAGUAGUAAUCUUACUUUACAUCAAAGAACCCACACAGGGGAGAAACCUUUCAAAUGCAUGGUGUGUGGAAAGAGCUUCUGUGUGAGUGGCAAUCUUACUUUACAUCAGAGGAUCCACACAGGGGAGAAACCAUUUAAAUGCAUGGAAUGUGGAAAGAGUUUCAGUCUGAGUAGUAGUCUUACUUUACAUCAAAGAACCCACACAGGAGAGAAACCAUUUCAAUGCAUGAUGUGUGGAAAGAGCUUCAGUAGUAAAUCUAACCUUAACUCACACUGUAGAAUCCACACAGGGGAGAAACCAUUUAUAUGCAUGGAGUGCGGAAAGAGAUUCCGUCUUCGCACACAGCUUGCUGUACAUCAGAGAACCCACACAGGGGAGAAACCAUAUAAAUGCUUGGAGUGUGGGAAGAGUUUUAGUCAGAUUUCACAUUUUGCUUCACAUCAGAUAAUUCACACAAGAGAGAAACCACAUAAAUGCAUGGAGUGUGGGAAGAGCUUCAGUCAGAGUUCGCACCUUAAUUUGCAUCAGCGAGUCCACACAAGAGAAAAAAUAUUUAAAUGCUUGGAAUGUGGAAAGAGCUUUAGUAAGACCACAGCCCUCACUAAACAUUGUGGAAUUCACACAGCAGGGAGACCAUAUAGUUGCAUCGAGUGUGGGAAAAAAUUCACUGAGAACAAGCAUCUUGUUUCACAUCGAAGAAUUCACACAGGAGAAAAACCAUAUAAAUGUGUGGAAUGUGGAAAGAACUUUAGCCAUAGCUCUAACCUUAUUUCACAUCAAAAACUUCACACAGGAGUGAAACCGUAUACCUGCUUUGAGUGUGGAAAGAGUUUCAGACAUAGCUCAGAACUUAGUUCACAUAGCAGAAUCCACACAGGAGAGAAACCAUAUAAAUGUUUGGAAUGUGGAAGGACGUUCGCCCACAGCGCGUCCCUUACUUCACAUAAGAGAACUCACACAGGGGAGAAACCAUAUAAAUGCUUAGAAUGUGGAAAGAGCUUCAGUCAGAGUCCACAUCUUUCUUCACAUCAGAGGACUCAUACUGGCAAGAAACCAUAUAAAUGCUGGGAGUGUGGAAAGAGCUUCAGUCAGAGUUCACACCUUACUGUGCAUCAGCGGAUCCACACAGGAGAGAAACCAUAUAAAUGCAUGACAUGUGGGAAGAGCUUCAGUAAUAGGACAUACCUUACUUGUCAUCACAGAAUCCAUACAGGGGAGAAGCCGUAUAAGUGCUUUGAGUGUGGAAAGAGCUUCAGUCAGAGUACAAGCCUUAGUACGCAUCAAAAAAUUCACAGAGGGGAAAAGUAUGCAUGCUUUGAAUGUGGAAAAAGCUUCAAUUGUAGCUCAAGUCUUACUUCUCAUCAGAAAAUCCACACAGGAGAGAAACCAUAUAAGUGCUUGGAGUGUGGAAAGAGCUUUCGGUGGAGUGCAAACUUCAUACUACAUCAAAGAAUCCAUAUAGGGGAGUCACUAUAAAAAUAUCACACUGCUAGAAGUAUUUAUAUUUCUUGCUGAAUUCAGAAAGGAUAAAAGAGCAUCCCUCUUCUACCCAGCAGUAAAACUCUGACCUAUUUCUUCUUUGGGUGGCGCAUUGAAGAAACAUAUUACAGCCCUCAAAGGCCAUUAUGGAAGCAUAUUCACCCAGCGGUAGUAACAUGACUGGCCUUUAGCAAGCAAAGAAGCAAGUCUCCAAAUAUAGCUAGCAGCCCUGAACUGUACAUACGUUUAGUGCAGCAACAUUUAGAAUCCUGUCUGCCAUUCUUGUCACUUCUCAAAGAAGAUUUCAUGAAGCUAAGAAAGGCACAGAAAUGGACUUCUGGAACUACAAAGAGCCUGGAGCCCAUUCACGGUUGGAGCAUGUUCACUCUGAGGAGAUGCUGACCCGUUAGUGUUUUUUUGGGGGUGGGGGGAUCUAGAGGUUCCCAACAACUGUUGGAGAAACACCAGAACUCGGUGUCACCUGUUGAAAAUGGUUGGCAAGCUUUGAAUACAGACAAGAGGAAGGACUAAUAUUUUCACUCUGUAUAUGUAAGUACAUGCUGUGGGGAAAAAACAGGGACAGAGCUGGACGUUCGUGUGCCACUUCUGAACCCCUGUGGGCAUCUAUUGGGUGCUCUUGGAGAUAGGGUGGGAUUUUGCAAAGCAGUUCUUAGUUAAGAAGGCCAAGAUUUACUGCUUGUUCUUGGUAAUAAUUGCGUAGUUUAUGAAUGUGGUUAGCAAUAAUGCAUUUAUUUUGCUUUCUCUUUGGAAGUAAUAGACAGAUUAAGAGAUUAGAAUUUCUUAAUGUAUUACAAAGGGGAUAACUGGAAUAAUACUGUUCUCUGUUUUGCAAAUUCAACAAGGCUAAUAAUUCUGAGCUUUUGAAAAAUUAAGGUGUUCAAGGGCUUCUAAACAUGAGUGUUUUCUUUGCUCAGCAGAGGAAUAAACUCUUAGAAUAGCUGCUUCCCUUUAAAGGGUGCCCUUUGAACCAUACACAUCUUCAGGAUAAAACAUUGGUAGGAAAUUCCAGUGAAGUGUCUAAGUUACAUGUGUGUUGGUGUAGUUCCCGUUCCCAGUUUCAUCAUUUUAGCUUGGUGAUAGUUCUGAUUUAAUUUGUUCUAACACCCAAUUAUUUGUCUUUGUCAUCGUCCAUAAUAUCCGCAAAGCAUGGAGUUCCCCAUUAUUCCAUUUUAAACAGUCAUGGCUUCACCUGAAGAAUCUUUGGAACUGUAGUUUGUGAAGAGUUGUUAGGAGAAAAUGGAAAUGGAUUGCCUUCAAGUCGAUCCUGACUUAUGGCUACCCUAUGAAUAGGGAUUUCAUGGUAAGCGGUAUUCAGAGGGGCUUUACCAUUGCCUCCCUCUGAGGCUAGUCCUCCCCAGCUGCCUAGGGCCUGCUCAGCUUGUCACAGCUGCACAAGCCAGUCCCUUCCUUGUCUGCAACUGCCAGCUGGGGGGCAACUGGGCUCCUUGGAGCUAUGCAGCUUGCCCACAGCUGCACAGGUGGCAGGGCACGUAACCCCUGAGCCACUCACUGUGGGGGUGAUCUUUAGCUGGCCCUUGACACCCACGAGCAGGGAUUUGAACUCACAGACUCCCAGCCAGGCUCUCCUCCCCACUGUGAGUAGAAAAAGAGGAAGGCUAAACAAGAGAUGCCAUAAAGGAAGCCACAGAACUUACAAGAUCUGGACAGGGUGGUUCAAGACAGAUGCUAUUGGAGGUCGCUGCUUCAUAGGGUUGCCAUAAGUCGUAAUCGACUUGAAGGCACAUAACGAAAUUCCCUUCACAGAGAUAGAAUUCCCAGAGUUCUCUGGGAGGAGAGAGUGACUGUUAAACUACUCUGAGAAUUGUAGCUCUCUGAGAGGGAAAUUGGAGUCUCCUCACGGCACUCAGCACCCUUCUCAAACUUCACUUCCCAGGGUUCUUUGGGGGAAGCCAGGACUGUUUAAAGCGGAAUAAGGGUGGAAUAAAUGUAUGGUGUGAAUGUGGCCAGAGUUUGUUGGACUCCAUUGGCCCCAGACAUCAAGGCCAACGACGCGGGAUGAUGGGAGCUGCAGUCCAGCAACAUUUGGAGGGCCACAGGCUCCUUAGCCCUAAAACAGGGGCCAUUUCCUCAAUAACUAGGACCCAUCGGAGUGAAGUUGAAGCAAAACAGCCAUCUGCAUAUAAUGAUUGAAGUCUGGUUAAUGGGGUCUGGGAAAAGAUGUAUGGAAGUUGUUGAUGAAAAUGUUUUGGAGAUAUGAUCCUGCUGAUGAGGAAGUCAGUGCUCCAUUUUUCCCCCUGGACUCAACGGGCAUUUUGCCUUCGGGUUCCCAGCAACUCCAUGGAGCAUUACCAGUAGAGGGGGAGGGGAGACUCAGAAAGGGCAUGGGGGAGAUGUGGCUUUCUCCCACAAGUUAGAUUUCUGAAUGAGAAAUAAUGUUUACAUUUCACAUCAGUGCUCUUACAUCCUACUGAUUUUGAUGGAGUCGGCGUGCUUCAGAUUUCAGCCCUAUUUUAAUUUCCAGUAGUGGGCGGGGAAGUGAGACUGGGGAUUUUUUUUAGGGGGGAGGGCCCCACUCAUCUCCCUCUGCCACUGGCUAUGCCAAUAAUGAAUUGGCAGGAGAAGGUAUUCUGCUGGGGCUUGGAGCAGCUGAAGUCUGCAGGGACAGGAACCGGCAAUCUUCUGUGUGCAAUGCCGGUUAGUCUCACUUCCCAAACAUGCAGGGUUCCCGUCUCCAUCACAAGAGAUGCGGCUGUGAGGUGUCUGGAAAUGCCAGAAGCCAUCCUGACUCUCACGGGAAGAACCCAGCAUUUAUGAGUUUGUGUGUCACCAAAAAGAAACAGACACCCCCAACAAAUAAUGGGACCAUCUGAACAAAGGUUGUGAGAUCUUGUGACUUUUAGGGAGUAAGAGGUCAAUCGCCUAAGGCCAGGAAUUCAGAGUAAACAUUUCUCGGGAGACAGGGGUCUUAUCAGAAAACACAUCUGGUAACGCCAGAGCCCCUGCUGACAAUUCCAAAUUUCUCCAUUUGUCUUCGCAUGUCACGUUUGCACUUCCCCUCCCAAUUUACAUGUACCCCAGUGGAGACUCAAACUGUACUUAACCCUGCAGUUUUGAGAGUCAGUAGCACCUCUGUCUUGGGGGAUCAAUGGUUGCCUUCCUCCACACAACGCACCCUAGCAAACAACAUCGAGGCUUCACGGAAUUACGAGAAGUAAGGAAAGGUGAGAGCUUUCAAAUCUAGCAAACAGGGACAGCGCCAGAAGGUGGCCAGGUUGGGCUCUGGCCAAGGGGCCCCUGAAGGGCCCCUCCUCAGGGUGGGAGGGGUGUGCUCCUGCGCCACGAUCCACAGCAGUGUCAGCUCUCGACUUUGCCGUGGAUUGCGGAGAAGGUGCUCCCAGCCACACCCCCAAUACAGACAGCGUGAGCUUCAAUAAGCCCACCCUCAUGUCCCACUUGCCUGUCCCAUCACUAAAUGCUGCGCAUGCAGCUGGGGGUGGGUGGGAAGUGACAGCAGGAGUCUGAUGGCUGGAGGAGGCAAGAGUUGGAGGGACCAGGGAUGCCGCAUCAUCCUCACCCCCACUCCCUUCAACCUGAAAUUGGGCGGGGUCUAGGAAACAUUCCUUGCUGGGCAAAGGAGGGGAUCCAUUUAUGGAUCUCAGUGCUAAGUUCCUAAUGCCUCCAGGGGCCCUGCUUCCAUUUCCUUCCUUCCUGCUUCACAUCCUCCCUCUUCCCAUUUCAGGAAACCUGUUCAGGCUAUAUGUCCCCUUCAGUCAGCAGCCCAGCAGCCGUUUUGGGCUCGUGUUCUGCUGAAUUACAAAGGAAGAGCGUUGUGCUGAGUACCCCCUCUCUGUGGUGGGGUAGAAUUUAGUGCGGUGGGAAGGGGAGAUUUAUUUAUUUAUUUGACUUGUAUACCCCUUUAUAUUUCAAAAAAAUCCCAAAGUGGUUUUACAAAAAUCAAUAUAAAUUCUACAUUCAGUACAGUUGCUAAUAAUUAACAACAAUAAUCCACAUUUUAGGUAACGUAACUGGGCAAAAAAUCUCUAACGUACGUAAAAUGAAAAGAAAGUGAAUCGUAUACAAAACAAUAUAUAACAAUAAUAAAAUAUAUCUCAAAAUUCACAUGAAUGUUACAAAAAGGGCAUUCUUUGAAAAGAUGAGAAAGAAUUGUCGCUGGAAGUGUGGUGGAAUGGCUGUGAAGCCACACAGAAAAGGUAAGAACAGCAGGUAAGAGAAAGGAUUGUAACGUGUGAGGAGGUAAAGAGAAGGUGGAAGAAGGUGUCAGCACAGAGGAAAGAACCACAGGCAAUAGGCUAGUGAUUUGGGUUGGAGUCUGAUGGCUGGUCCCAUAUUCCGCCCAACUGGAAUGCAGCCCCAUCCGGUCUUUUUUUUUUUUCUUUCCCCACUUCAGCCUCCUCUGGUUUGAAUUCAUGCAGUGAAGCUAAAGUAGGAAUUAGGAACAA